GCGCCGCCCGUGAUGAGUAGUUAAUCCGCGGCAGCUGCGCGCGCUGUGCCGUGUGCAAACAUCCGAGACGUUGAGAGAAGACACACGAUGUCUGACUCCAGUUCACCACCUCACCAUCUGCGUCUCCACUUCCUGUUCUGUCUCCAUCAUGUGGUACAUGGGUCAGAGUCUGAGUGGAGGACCAAACAUUCUCCCGUCAAUUGGAGAUAAAGAUGGAGGAGUGUGUGAGCCGAGGCCUCUCCUCUGAUUUGGCGUCCCUGCUGCGCUGUGAAGGCCUGACCAGCAUUACCCUCACCAGGCUGGACCAGCUGGUUACCACGAGUGUGAGUGGUUCUGGGUUCAGCAGGGUUCUGGUCGUGUUGAAGUCUUUAGAGGUUCUGUGUGAGAACAGAGAAGAUCUGCAGACUCUGAUCCACCUCGGACUCACAGCUAAAGUGGUGUCCUGGUUCUCAGCCAUCCAUCAGCCGUUGACCUCUGACCUCCAGAGGAACGCCGCGCUAUUGGUCAACCUCACGGAGGGCUUCUACGACUACUUCCUGCUGCUGGGUCAAACUUCUCUUCCAGUCAGUCAGCUGUCUGUGGUUCUUCUUCAGUUGGCUCGGUUCGCUCUGGAUCAAGAAAUCCACUUUCCGCUGAGGCUUGAGGCCAUCCGAACGUUUAACAGUAUUUUGGAGUUUCUGAGCCGCGAGCAGCGGAGACUGAUCCAGAUGGACCAGAACCAGACGCCAAUACUGUCUCAGGUGGCAGCAGCAGUUCUGACAGUUGGAGACUACGAGCUGCAGGUCAGCCUAUCGGAGGCUCUGUGUCGUCUGACUCCCAGGAAGGAGCGAGAGCACAAAGCCAAUCAGUGGUUCUCCUGCCGUGACAUCAGCAGAUCCUUCUGUGACAUCAGAGACGUAGACUUUGAGGUGGACUGUCGCCGUUUCCUGAACUUUGUUAACAGUUACCAUGGUGAACAGAGGAGAGUUUACACCUUCCCGUGUCUCAGAGCGUUCCUGGAUUCCACUGAGCUGUUUCGUCCUAAAGACGAGAAACUGGACGAGUUCUGGAUCGAUUUUAACGUCAGCUCAGGAUGUGUGAGCUUCUUCGUUGAUGAGCCUCAGGGCUUCCUGUGGGGAUCGAUCCACCUGCUGAAGGAGGAAGUGGACCGUUACAGUCUGCACCUGAAACAAGAUGGAUGCACUGGGGCAGAGACGGUCCUCAGCGUGCAGCUGAACACUCCCAUCAUGCACCAGGACAGCCGAGGCCGCACCGUGGAGCUGAACUUUGACCCCGAACACCACCGAGACCUGGAGGAGGCUGCUGGGAGAGUCUUCAUGAAAGUAAAGAGUUCGUCCCCUCUGAAAGCCCCAGGUGGUACGAUCCAGGUGUCUCCGUCAGCAGACAGACUCAAUGGUCGUUGCUACGGCAGGAAGAAACCACAGAGCAAGAGUCUCCUGAAGAUUUUGCCUCUGUCGUCUCCGAGCAGUGAAGACGACACCACUGUUACCAAGACUCCGAUGAGCAGAGCCGAGUUUCUGUUCGAUCAGAUCAUACACUCGACUCCAUCGUACGCCUCAGGGGCUCCUGUGGGGGCGGAGCUAGAGAACUUUAAGGAACGGACGGACGAGUUUGGAGGAAAAAUCUCUCCUUUGAGAAAGGAAGUCUCCAGUUGUGACAGGAAGAGAGGUGCUGCUCCAGAUUCAGGUUACCUGUCAGACCU
Molecule: messenger RNA, 1702 nt
Organism: Perca flavescens (yellow perch)
Lineage: Eukaryota; Metazoa; Chordata; Actinopteri; Perciformes; Percidae
Product: synaptonemal complex protein 2-like
Exons: 21
Source: RefSeq, a predicted model, not a curated record